Messenger RNA from Phytophthora infestans T30-4, 1209 nucleotides. RefSeq lists its product as uncharacterized. NCBI's taxonomy places the organism in Eukaryota, Oomycota, Peronosporomycetes, Peronosporales, Peronosporaceae. Bases 22 to 1209 code for a protein of 395 amino acids. Gene Ontology annotation, cellular component: nuclear pore. Gene Ontology annotation, molecular function: structural constituent of nuclear pore. Gene Ontology annotation, biological process: nucleocytoplasmic transport. The record is from RefSeq and is a predicted model, not a curated record. The transcript has 5 exons.
UUUCUGGGGCAGCCAGUCCCCAUGGCCUUCUCGUUCGGUGCCACCGCUACGGCGCCUGCCGCCUCCUCCGGCUUCAGCUUUGGCGCUGCGCCAGUCACCCCGGCCGCUUCCUCGGGCCUAAGCUUUGGUGCGCCGCCAGCGGCCUCCAGCGGCUUUAGCUUCGGUGCCGCCCCCGCCACCUCCAGUGGCUUUAACUUCAGCAGUACACCGGCUGCGCCGGCGGCACCUAGUAGCUUUAGCUUUGGUGCGAAACCUGCGUCGACUCCCUCCACAGGCUUCAGCUUCGGAGCAUCAGCCGCUCCAGUGUCUACUGCCCCCAGUCUCUUUGGCUCAGCAGGGACGGCCACAGCGACUCCUGCACCAACAGGAUUCGGCUUCGGGGGCUUCGGAACGCAACAGCCAGCGGCAGUAGGAGGCUUCGGAGGCUUUGGCUCAGCACAACCAGCAGCUGCAACUCAACCAGCCGGUCCUUCGGUCACAUUGGAGACAGCAUUUGAGGCGCUACCGGACGACGUGAAGAAGAACAUGACGCAGUUUCACGCCUUCCUUAAGGAGCAGGACCAGUCGGACGCUUUCCUUAAGACAGUGUCGCCUCGUCAGAUGGAGGUGCUACGUGAGAAUAUGGCCAGCAACGGUGGCACACCCAACAUGUACCACGUCAUGCGCCGCGUGGAGAUGCCGUCGCCCUAUUAUUGGGAAUUACUGGACCAUUACGAGCAGAAGAUGGCGGCGAUCAAGGCCCAGAUUGAAGACGUGGAGGCGCAAUUCAAGCCUCUGUACGACGGACGCACUAACAGCAACGCAGCUGGAGUUGGAGCCCCCGCGCCUGCCCAAUUGCAGCAGAUUUUACUCGCUCAGAACGUUGCUCUCAUGCAGGCUGCAGCUCGCGUGGCUGAAGUACACGAAAAGGCUGAGGAGAUGCGGCAAUUGUUUCUGUCUAAGAUGCGGGAAGAUCUGGCUCGGCACGGCGAGAAGAAUCCGGCAGCGUUCCAGAACCCGUUCGACAAGCGCAAGAAGAGCAGCGAGGCGGACAAACGCCAGGCUAUCGACAAGAUCCGCUUCCGCACUAGCGUCGCGCCCACCAUCGUGACUCCGCAGCCAGCUGCGGCUGCUCCUGCCGCGACAGGAUUUGGCUUCGGAACGGCAGCACCAGCAGCGACUGCUGCUCCUGCUAGCGGCUUCAGUUUCGCGUCACUGCUGCACCGUUAG